Messenger RNA from Brienomyrus brachyistius, 2852 nucleotides. RefSeq names its product glycerophosphodiester phosphodiesterase 1 (gene gde1). Bases 462 to 1463 code for a protein of 333 amino acids. Gene Ontology annotation, molecular function: phosphoric diester hydrolase activity. Gene Ontology annotation, biological process: lipid metabolic process. The transcript has 6 exons. NCBI's taxonomy places the organism in Eukaryota, Metazoa, Chordata, Actinopteri, Osteoglossiformes, Mormyridae. The record is from RefSeq and is a predicted model, not a curated record.
AUCUUCGACCACUUAACAAUCUUUGCUACUGCAUUAUAAUAAUCUAUUUUAUUAUAAUUACAUGAAAUAAUGCGGUUGGUUCUGCACUGGAAAUGUUAUUAAUAACUAUUUGUGGUUUUACAACGAAAGUAGCUGUCAAUGACAAAACGGAGAAACACAUAAACGGAUCAAGAGUCACAUGCAGUUUGCAUGAAUCAAGCGGAUAAAUUAAGCAAUGGCCCUUUAACACCAUUCCUUUGCCUUUCCAGCAGCAGUGCCGGCGCCAUGAUUAUUUACUUCUGUGUAAUUAAAUAGAGCAGAAGCAUGCUUGUACCUAAUACCAGUACAGGGACACACAGCGCACAGUUUGACAGCUAACGAGAGGUGUCGGAUGGGCUUGUGCGAUCAAUCACACUGUAUAUAAACAGUGAAGUUUAAGGUUAGCUAUGCAGUUGUUGGUGAAACAGCGGAGGAAGUGAAAAAUGCUGCAGAUCGGGGACGGAGCGGAGUGCCUGUUGGUGCUGUUCGCGCUGUCCCUCGCCGGGACCCGCAAUGUGGUCCUGUCCGCCGGGUUCAUCGCCGCUCUCUACGUUUUGCUGGUCCUGUGUCGCUUCCCGCAAGUGCCGGCGAGCCAGACCGAGCAAGUGCUGAGACCGCGAAAGAAGGCGCUGAGCGGCGGCAUCUCCGUGAUCGCACACCGCGGUGGCGGACACGACGCGCCCGAGAACACCAUCGCAGCAAUCCGGGAGGCCAGUGCGAACGGGGCUACGGGCGUGGAGCUGGACCUGGAGUUCACUGCUGAUGGCAUCCCGGUGCUGAUGCACGAUGAGACCGUGGACCGGACCACGAAUGGGUCUGGGUUUCUAAAGAAUCUCAACUUCGCUGAUCUCAGCAAUUUGGACGCCGCGGCCAGGCACAGGCUCAGAGAGAAGUUCCAUGGAGAGAAAAUCCCCAGCCUGCAGGAGGCGGUAGAGGAGUGCAUCUUGCACCAGCUGACCAUCUACUUUGAUGUCAAAGGUCAUCCCGAUGAGGCAGCCUCUGCUUUGAAGGAGCUUUACAAAAAACACCCAGUUCUCUACAACACCAGCAUCGUCUGUUCCUUUGAGUCCACAGUGAUCUACAAGGUGCGCCAGGCUGACCCCGCAGUGGUGACGGCCCUGACUCACCGCCCGUGGAGCAUCAGCCGGCUGGGCGACGGCACACCCCGCUUCUCCUCGCUGUGGAAACACCACUGGAGCCAGGCUCUGGACGUGCUGCAGGACUGGGCCGUCCAUCACCUUCUCUGGCGUGUGUGCGGCGUAUCGGCCAUCUUGAUGCAGAAGAGCUUCAUCUCCCCGCACUAUGUACAGUACUGGGCGAAACGGGGUGUGGAGGUGGUUGGUUGGACCAUCAACACGGCCGUGGAGAAGCAGUACUACCAGGACCUACUGAAGAUCAAUUAUAUCACGGACAGCCUGAAGGAGGACUGUGAACCUCACUACUGAGCUUGCUGUAGUGGGCUGCACGUGGUGACGGCAGGACACACACACACACACAAACGACGCACAAUUAGAGGUUCUGCCGUCAAACACGCCUGUACACGUAUUGGCUUCUGUCAUUUCGAUUAAAACCCAUUCCGGUUUAAGGAAACGUGAUCCUUGAGGGGAUUUGCCUGUCAAGCAUGCGCAGAUGUGCCCCAAAGCUACGCUCUGCUCUCGCUCGGAUGUACUGUGUGCCCCUUCAUUCUUCCUCAGUAGACCCCUUUUCAGUCUGCGCUGCGUUGCUGUACUGUGCUUUCAGUAGCAGUCUGUCCAGGUUUAAGUGCUUCCAGCCCUUGAAAAUGUCUCUGGAGCAAAACCAGGAGAUUAUCAUUUGUCUACAAGCUGUUUGCAGGCAUCUUACUGUAUGAUGUGGUUUGCAACUUGGAAAAUUACUGUCAGGUGCUUUUGAAUAUUAACCGUUCCUUUUGUAUAGAUGUUAUGUCUUGUCAGAGGGCCUAUUCUGUUUUAGAAAGAGUAACUGAAAUUCUGGAUGAGUCAGAACACUACAUGCAUAGACUAAAUAUGACAUUACAUGCAGCUAACUUUCACUUGUUGAUUCCAUUGUAAUUUUUUUUUUUUGGGGGGAUCUUUAAGUUCACACCUUCGUACCUUUUGCAGAUAGGACCGUUUGUGGCAGUAUGAAACUUGAUAGCUAGACUUUGCUAAAUAGUAUCAGUCAAACAUCGUGUCGGUCACCUCCAGGGUGUGAAGGACAGUGGGAUGGGGGCGUGGGUCUCAUCAGUCACGUUAUUGAUAUGUCCCAUUCAUAAGUAAUUAGUUAUGUGAAAUCAUCCAUCCAUUUUCCAAACCGCUUAUCCUACUGGCUCGCGGGAGGUCCGGAGCCUAUCCCGGAAGCAAUGGGCAUGAGGCAGGGAACAACCCAGGAAGGUGGGCCAGCCCAUCGCAGGGCACACACACCAUUCACUCACGCAUGCACUCCUAUGGGCAAUUUAGCAACUCCAAUUAGCCUCAGCAUGUUUUUGGACUGUGGGGGGAAACCGGAGUAUGUGAAAUCAUAGUUAGCCUAAUUAUUUACUCGGGUGAAUAGUUAGCCUCAAAUUCUAUUUUUAGCUCUUAAAAACUUACCAAAGUCCAGCACCAGCUGACCUAAUAACUGGCUGUGGCUCUAGUCACCUCAAUGGACGAAUAAAGAAAACCAAAUUACAGAGUGCAUUGUGGAUGCGAUUCAGCUCAGGACACACUUACACCUGUUCAUGAUUUCAUUUCUUGCAUAAUUUCAGGUUUGGUGCAUAUGGGGAAAAAGGAAAAUAAAAUAUUUGAAUUGUGUUCUAAACAAAAGCAACCGUGCUUUAGUAUGGUAUGUGUUUGUUAUAAUAAACCAUAAUUUAGCCA